Molecule: messenger RNA, 498 nt
Organism: Ostertagia ostertagi
Lineage: Eukaryota; Metazoa; Nematoda; Chromadorea; Rhabditida; Trichostrongylidae
Source: the annotation of a GenBank genome assembly
AAGCACAAGACAGCUGCGGUGUGUGCCAGGGGAGUAAGGUUGCUUUCAUCUGACCAGAAACGUCACGAACUGUGCACCGAAGAGAUUUGCUUGGCGUUCGAUAGCUCACAAGUAGACGAAACAAUUCGGUUUCCUCCGCACGUGAUUCUUCAUGAACAUGUGGUACAAUGGAAAUUUGAAGAAAAUGGCACAAUACAUACGCUAGAAAUUACUUGCCCAGCGGCGCCAUUCUGCGAAAAUAUAGAUUGCACCCUAUGCGCAGAUGUACUAUUAAAAUGCCCGAGAAAGGAGACAGAAGAUUGGGUUGAGUCAUUUGCUCGCGGUUCAACGAUCCUGAAUCUAAUUCUUCCGGUCGGAGAUUGCCAAGAACUUAAUGUGCUUUCACAUCAUGAGAGGGUGUUAAAAGGGAAAGAAAACCUAAGCGAUGAAAAUCAACCCUUCAAAAAAGCCGCAUGCAUUAAGUUACGAAGUAACUUCUCAGUAGUGCGUGAGAGUUGA